AUGGGCUCAGGGAGCAAGAUUAAGUUUGCUGUCUGUGAGGUGCUGCAGUUCGCCAGCUUCUGCGUUCCACUUUUUAUAAUAAUGCAACGUUUUGCCCUCAUUGUAGCUCAAGUGAGGAGCCAAUUGCAGCCUGCAGGUGGGAACUCUACAACAGCUUAUUGGCUGAUUGUGGCUUCAUCCGUGGCCUAUGUGACAUCAGUGGCGAUGCUGAUUUGGCUACCUAUGAAGUACAUGGUGUUUAUGAAGAAGAAGGCACUGGUCGCCCGGAAGAAGUGGAGGCCUGUUGCUUUGGCUUACGUGCUCCUCUCAACGCUGCCCUGUUUUGCGUUUCUCAUAGCCAGCUCUGAGUUGCAGAUUAGACAUGAUCUAAGGUUGGAUACAUUUGCUGAACUGCCAGUUUCACUAGUGCUUUUCUCCCUAAUCUGCAUCGAUAUAGUGGAAAGAAUCCGACAUUGCCGACUUACGGGCCAAGCUAACGAACUGGCACGGGAUUCAGAUAUCCCCACUACCAUGCUUACACAUGUUGGAAGAGUCACUCAGAUGGUCACUCCUAUGACUGGCCCAUCUCCUACAGCAACCAAUGCCAGUGCGGGCACAGAGCAUGGUGUAGUGGCAGCGAACGGUAUUGUGCGAGGACUGCCUGGCAAUGCCACAGUUUCAGGUUUACCCGCCAAUGGCGCUGUCCCGGGUCACUCGGCCACCACGACAGUCCCGGGGUUGCCCAACAACGGAGCAGUUCCAAGCCAUCUCGGCGGCACAGCAGUUUCGGGGUUACCUGCCCAUGGUGCAGUCGCAGGGCUCCAAGGCAACACGACAGUUCCAGGGUUGAAUGCAAAUGGUGCAAUUCCAAGAUUACCAGGCAACCAAGGGCAGCCAUUUGGCAUUACAGGAAUUUCUCCACAUUCAGGGGUACCCUUUCAGAACUUCACAAACUUUACAAACACCCCUCCACAUUCUGGACCACUCGGAUUCCUCCUGGCUAGCGAUGCCCGUGCUGAGGUCUUUGCGGACAGUUUCUUAUUCUGGUUGGACACGGUAGAGAUGGUUCGAGUAGCGGGCCACAUGCCUGUGUAUUUUUCGGGCUGGGCGUUACCGGUUUACUUAUUUUGCUUCCUCUCCACAAUGCGAUUGGUUCUAACUCCGCACAGUCCUCUCCUCUCACCUCUGGGUGUGGCCCUUCAAGACCUGCCCUUCCUGAUCUUGAGGAUAUCGUUGAUUGCCAUCUUCGGUUUUGUAACACCACUGCUCUAUGUGAUGAAGAAUCUGCUGGUCUGCCUGGCCUACAUCUACUUCAACUUCAUGACAAAACUGAGGGUCUUCAACACUGAGAGGAUGUUCUAAUGGAACUGCUUAAGUUUCAAUCGCCCACAUAUGAUGACAACUGGAAAAAUAUACAUUACAGUGGCACAAAAAAAUAAUGAUGGGAUUGAAAAGGUCCCAACAUGGGUUUACUGGUGUUCCCACUAGACUUCUUAACUAGCUUGACCAGCAAGACUUUCUUGGUCAACCAGCCUCACCAGAACGACUAUUCUGGUUGACCAGCAUUUUUUGUUAGUGAAAUGCAUGGCUAUAAUGGUCCACCAUCUACAUCAGCACCAAACUAGCACUAAAAAAUACAAACCAGCCUAAACCAACAUGGAAAUCCUGGUCUUUUCAGCAAAGGAUUACAAAAUAGUAUACUGAAAGGAAGCCGAGCUAAUCAAGAAUUUGAUUUCUUAGGAUUAAGAAAUCUUAGAAUGAUGUGGAGAAAAACUUAAGGGACAUCAGGAUAGUUAAAUAGCUAUUUCAGUGGACCUGAAAAGAAUUAGCACCUUAACUAUUGCACUUUUAAAGAUUUGAUAAAGGGACUAUUACUGAAUUCCUUGUUAUUUUAAUGUAUUGAAUGUUCUAAUCAUUUAUAUUCAACACAUAUUUUAUAACCCAGAAGUGUGAUUUUAUUUUCUUAUUGAUUUUUAUAUUUUCUGGUUUUGUUUGGUUCUAGCACAAACCACAGACAGC
Myxocyprinus asiaticus (Chinese sucker) is the source of this 1998-nucleotide messenger RNA. RefSeq names its product transmembrane protein 236-like. Bases 1 to 1341 code for a protein of 446 amino acids. The transcript has 4 exons. NCBI's taxonomy places the organism in Eukaryota, Metazoa, Chordata, Actinopteri, Cypriniformes, Catostomidae. The record is from RefSeq and is a predicted model, not a curated record.